Halichondria panicea is the source of this 1046-nucleotide messenger RNA. RefSeq names its product ferredoxin-fold anticodon-binding domain-containing protein 1-like. NCBI's taxonomy places the organism in Eukaryota, Metazoa, Porifera, Demospongiae, Suberitida, Halichondriidae. Gene Ontology annotation, cellular component: cytoplasm. Gene Ontology annotation, molecular function: rRNA (uridine-N3-)-methyltransferase activity. The transcript has a single exon. Gene Ontology annotation, biological process: rRNA base methylation. Bases 42 to 926 code for a protein of 294 amino acids. The record is from RefSeq and is a predicted model, not a curated record.
UUUGUUAUUAAGACGAUCUUUAGUAAAUAAUAAUAAUACCAAUGUGUGAGAGUGUCUUGAUAGUAGGUGAUGGUAAUUUCUCCUUUUCUCUCUCUUUGCUGAAGAAAUCUCCAUUAAGGCUUGUAGCCACAGGAUAUGAAAGUGAAGAGGAAUCAUUAAAAUGUCCUCAAACUGUACUAAACAAAGAAGAGCUGCUCACCAUGGGAGCUACAGUCCUACACAAGGUAGAUGGAACACAACUAGAGGCCUGCCUCUGCUUGCAGGAACUACAAGUCAAGUACGAUAGAGUGAUAUUCAAUUUUCCUCACACUGGUGGAAAAAGUAAGAUACAGAAGAAUCGAGAACUAUUGGAAUCUUUCUUCAAGUCUGCGUCGAGACUGAUGAUGUCACCAUCGGGAAAAGUUGUAAUGUCGUUAUGCAGAGGACAGGGAGGAACACCUAGCGACUGUCAGAACAGAGGAUUUGAAAACUCGUGGAAAGUUGUCGAAAUGGCAGCCGAAGCAGGUCUCGUGUUAACCAAAGUAGAGCCUUUCAGUAUAACUGAAUUCCCUAACUAUACACCAACUGGCUAUCGUGGUCAAGACAAAGGCUUUAUGCUGGACGGUGCUCUUAUGCAUACAUUCAUGCUGCCUGGAACUGCCAAGUCCUUGUUUCCACCAGAGUACAGACAUGAUGUGAGCUUUUGGUGUGGUGGAUUAGUUGCCUUUGAUGAGUCCAAGUUGAUAGAUACUGUGAAGCGAGUGACUGGAGAUACUGUGCAAUCCAUUGAAUGUGUAGACAAGUAUGCGUUGGAAGGACGAGUUAGUUUGUGCUACAGACUUUGCUACUAUUCUGUGAAUGGAGUGCUUUCAAGAACAAGUGCACGAGAGCUGCAGUUGUUAGUGAGACAAGCGUUGCAGGAACAGUUAGAACUUGAUGUUAGGUAGAACAGUUUCGAUUAUACUUAUAAUCAGCUGCGUAUAUGUUGUUUUUAAAUCUGAAGUAUGCUAUUAUCAUUGUUGGUGAGUACCCUCUCCCGUUUCACAAAUAAUUUUAUUGAUCUCUGG